Molecule: messenger RNA, 735 nt
Organism: Mesorhabditis spiculigera
Lineage: Eukaryota; Metazoa; Nematoda; Chromadorea; Rhabditida; Rhabditidae
Source: the annotation of a GenBank genome assembly
AUGCGCGAGGGGAUCGUGUCGCCAGGUUCUCAUCCGGCUGGCCAUGCUCGAGCUCCUUGCUCGGAUUCCAUCAAUGCGGGUUGGGCCGAGGUGUAUCACAGACGGCCUCUUCAUACGCCAGGAAGCCGGGACCCGGAUGGCGCGGUGGCCGCCGCAUCACGCAAUGGAAUGCCCGAUUUCCUCCGCGUCCAUUUCCUGGUGCGCUGCCUGCAGCUGCUCACCGCCGUCACCCUGGUCUACGUACUGCUCGGUGUCGAGCACUUCGACGUGCCGCUGCGCGAUGAUAAUCAUCUUCAUUUGCCGGUCCGCUCGGCCGCCCUGAUCGAGGUCGGCGACGCGCUGCUGCUCUUCCUCACCAUCGUCUACGCCGAGAUGAAGGAUGGCAAAGUGAAACGGGGUUUCCACCUUGGCGUGUGCGUGCUGCGCGUGACGCUGCAAUGGGCCGCGUGUGCCUCCCUGUUCGGCCAUCGGAGCAUGUGGCAGGAGAACUGGCGACUCCGCGGUGCCAACACCAUCCCUGAAUACCCGGGAGCGUGGUGCAGUGCCAUGUUCGUGCUUGGGGCGGCCGGACUUGUCGGGCUCGUCGAGCCGUUCUUCCACUCGUUCCUCGGCCACCUCGUCACGUUGACUGAGGGACCGGCUGAUGAGGUGGAAUAUGAUAUCGUCGUCCAAGACGCGGCCCACAUGUCCGCCUACCAACGUCUCGACGACCCGUACGCCGACGAGGCGAAGCAG